CAUUACUAUCGAUUGAACAUGUCAAGCUCGGUUAAUGCUUGGGUUUUGUCCUAUGAUUUGAGCCAGGAUUCUGAUAUCGAGCUUGCUAAUAAGCUUUCUUGCGUCCGACCCGAAGCUAGGGAAUAUCUCCUCAAGUUAUUCUCGACCCGAGACUUCAAAUCAAAUAACCUCAGAGAUUUGUAUGAAGCGGGGGCAUCAGAGUCAGGUUCUCAAGAAGAUUCAGACAAUAUACCACCUUCUCAUCAAGAUACAAUGGAUGAGGGAGGACGAUUAAAGAUGUCAGAUUCAAGUUCUCAAGAAGACCCGAACGACAUAUCACUUUCUCAUCCAGAUACAAUAA
Messenger RNA from Acaulospora colombiana, 340 nucleotides. Lineage: Eukaryota; Fungi; Glomeromycota; Glomeromycetes; Diversisporales; Acaulosporaceae. The record is from the annotation of a GenBank genome assembly.